Linum tenue is the source of this 1128-nucleotide messenger RNA. The record is from the annotation of a GenBank genome assembly. NCBI's taxonomy places the organism in Eukaryota, Viridiplantae, Streptophyta, Magnoliopsida, Malpighiales, Linaceae.
AUGGCGAAGGUAUUGGUAAGUCUAGCAGUGGUGGGAUUAGCCAUAUCGCUUUUCUAUAGGGUGGUAGCGCAGGAUCAGGAGGAGGCCUCCAGUACGCCUUCUUCUUAUGUGCCUCUGUUGGUGUUAGGCGAUUCGCUAGUGGACAGUGGAAACAACAAUUACUUGGACACCACGUUUCGUGCAGACUCGCCUCCUUAUGGGAUCGAUUCUCCCACCGGCCGCUUCUCAAAUGGCCGCAACUUCGCCGAUUACAUCAGUGAAGUAUUGGGGCUGCCAGAGCCCCCAUCGCCGCACCUGAGCCCACAAUUCCAAGGGGAAAGGCUGCUUUACGGUGCUAAUUUCGCUUCCGGCGGAGUUGGGAUCUUGAAUGACACUGGCAGUGAGCUAGGGAACAUAAUAAGGAUGCCCGAGCAGCUGGCAUCCUUCGAGCGAUACCAGGCCCAGCUGGCAGCACUGGUCGGCGGGACGGAACAGGCUCGGCGACUAGUCAACCGGGCAAUGGUUCUCCUCGCUCUUGGCACCGAAGAUUUCGUCCGCAACUAUUUCACGCUCCCUUUCUCGGCACGUGCCAGACAAUACACUCCCCGCGGAUUCAUCGACUACCUGAUCUCCGAGUACGUGAAAAUCCUGCAGAGGUUGUUCGAGCUAGGGGCACGCCGUGUUCUGGUGGUUGGGCCGGGCCGCAUCGGAUGCGUGCCGGCUCAGCUGGCGGGGACGGGCCGGGACGAGGACGUCGAGGAGUGCACUUCUGAGAUCGAGAAUGCUGCAUUGCUCUUCAACUCGGAGCUGGCUCGGGCGACUCAGCAGAUGAACAGUCAGCUUCAAACCGAUGUCUACGUUGCUGCCAAUACGUAUAUGAUCAGCUUAUUCAGCUCCAACUUCCCUGUUGAGAAACCGGGCAGCAACCACAAAGUGGCCUGUUGCGGGCAAGGUCCUUAUAACGGAGAAGGACAAUGCACACCGGCAUCGAAUCUGUGCCCAAAUCGGGAUGAAUAUGUGUUUUGGGAUUCCUACCAUCCCACGGAGAGGGCUAUUGCGACAAUUCUCGAGUUCAUCUUGGACGGACCUCCAGAGUUUAUGUCACCAAUGAACCUCAACACCAUGCUGGCUUUGAACAACGAGACUUAA